AUGGCCGCCGUGAAAAUCCUACCCUGGUUAUGGAGCCUGCUGUCGGUGGUGAUAGAGAGGAUCCAGACCUUCACUCUGGCCAGCCCAUUGGCCAAGUUCCUCAACGGUCUGGAGAUCCUGCUCAGUAAAGCUCAGGACUGGGAGAAUAACGCCAGCCGCUCAGUCUCUCUGCGUAAGGAACUGGAAGCAGUCACCCAGCUCAUCAUCCAGUGGCGCAAACUGGAGCUCAGUUUCUGGUCGAGCAGUCUGGACAACGCUUUGAAGCGGCACACUGAGAGAUCCACCAAACACUGGUUCUCCAUCUACCAGCUGGUGGAGAGGUACCUGGAGGAGCAGAAGCAGGAUGCUGAGAAAGGUGAGGAGGAGGUGGAGCGCCUGUCCCUGUCCUCUGUGUGCUCAACCCUCCAGGCCUUCAUGGAGGGCUCCACCCUGGGACAGUUCCACACCCGCCUGGACACGCUGCUCAGCUUCCACUGCCACCUGCUGCUGCUGGACCCCCAGCAGCCUGGACAAGAGCCAUUGUCCAGUCUACUGUGGAACCUGCACAAAUACUACAGCCAGUUCUCUGACGGCAUCCAGACCAAGAUCACUUCGCUCAGGCAGCCCAUCGAGAAGGAGCUCAAGGACUUUGUCAAGAUCUCCAAAUGGAACGAUGUCAGUUUCUGGUCCAUCAAGCAGUCAGUGGACAAGACGCAUCGGACUCUCUUCAAGUUUGUGAAGAAGUUUGAGGCGGCUCUGAGUGGGCCGAGUGCCCCCUCUCUGGUGGAGGAGGGGAGCAGCGCCAGCCUGGACAGUGUGGAUGCUAACCCAGAGGAGACCCCCCUCCAUCGGGUCCACAAGGCUCUGAAGAACACCCUGCCUGGGAAGGGCCGAGAUCUGCAGCUUGAGGUCCCAGAAGAAGGUGUGGAGGCCUCCUCUCUGCAGGGCCGCCUGCCGGCUCUGACCCGGAAGAUGAAGAAGCUGUGCGUCCAGCUGCAGAAGAAGAACCCGGCGCCGGAGCUGGCUGAAGACCUGGACUGCUUCACUGGUGAGGUGAUCAGCAACCUGCGGGACCUGCAGAACCUGACCGUGGACAUGACGGCAGAGAAGGAGAAGCAGAAGUCUGAAGUGAAGCACAUCCUACAGCAGAAGCAGAGAGCUCUGUCUGAACUGUUCAAGAUGCUCGCAGGAAUAGGUCUGUCGUACCGUAAAGGCCUGCUGUGGAACCGGACCGCCGACCCAGAGAGGAACCUGUGUAUGCAGCCGCUGGAGAUGACCACCGCUCUGUCUGCUGUCAGGAACCAGGAGCAGGCUGAGAGCAUGUUGUUCACAGAGCUGUUGGCAGCCUGGGAUGGAUGUCAGAAGUACUUCUACCGCUCCUGGGCGAGGAGGAGCGCCAUGCUGACAGCUCUGCAAAACGCUGCCAAGGAGCUGGGUGUUGCGAACAUCGACCGCUGCAGAGGCUUCUCCUCUCACCUCUUCAAGCUGCCUCCUCCAGCAGAGGCAGCGCCUGGCCGGGCUGACGGCGCGCAGUGGCUCCACAUCAGAGCCAAUGCUGUCCUCCAAUGCUGA
Notothenia coriiceps (black rockcod) is the source of this 1551-nucleotide messenger RNA. Its product is annotated as midasin-like. Bases 1 to 1551 code for a protein of 516 amino acids. Gene Ontology annotation, cellular component: preribosome, large subunit precursor; nucleus. Lineage: Eukaryota; Metazoa; Chordata; Actinopteri; Perciformes; Nototheniidae. The record is from RefSeq and is a predicted model, not a curated record. Gene Ontology annotation, biological process: ribosomal large subunit export from nucleus; ribosomal large subunit assembly. The transcript has 14 exons.